Molecule: messenger RNA, 2904 nt
Organism: Bombyx mori (domestic silkworm)
Lineage: Eukaryota; Metazoa; Arthropoda; Insecta; Lepidoptera; Bombycidae
Gene: c12.1
Product: protein CWC15 homolog
Exons: 6
Coding region: 2040-2693 (217 amino acids)
Biological process (GO): mRNA cis splicing, via spliceosome
Cellular component (GO): catalytic step 2 spliceosome
Molecular function (GO): RNA binding
Source: RefSeq, a predicted model, not a curated record
AGUUAAUCUUUAAAAUAAAAUAAAAUGGUUGAGUGGCCUUGAGCAGGAAAAUAUGGUGGGACAUCACGAAGCGUAUCAAAUUUCCCCCCUUCAAUACUACAUAAUUUUCACGACUAGAGUAAAGUCAAAAGUGAAAUGAGUAAGAGUGGCAUAGUUUGAAAUCGGCACCCUGGCUUCACGACUAAAAAACUAUCUCCAACUUUAUCCACUAAUAGUGAAUGGCUGAAAGUUCGACAUUGUAAAAAACUUAGCACCCGUAGACUACCAAGCUGGAGUCCAGAGGCGAAGCCCUGGCACGGGGUUGGGGGGGGGGGGGGUGCCCCCCCACUCGUAAAAAAACAUAUUAACUGUUUUUUAAUUUUUAAAUAAACUACUACUAAUUGAAUAAGAACUGUCUGAUGAACUCAUCUUUGUUUAAUACUUCACUAUUGAAUUUUAAUGCCUUUGUUUAUUUUAUUUUUACACUAAACAAAAUAUUGCAAAUUAUCCGAGCACAACAAUGGCGGAGUAUUUUAGGUGCGUGAGAGCAGACGUAGACACUAAGGCGCAUACGCACUUGUCAGUACCCAGGGAGAAAAAGCUAGACUUUCUUCCCUGUACAGCGGAACGAAAACCGAACUUUCGGCGUAGGUAGGAGAAAAACAUUUAAUCAUGGAGAUUUCAACAUUAUUUGACUUAAAUUUGUUUACUACUUAAUACAAAAUUAUCACAUUCUCUGCUUCCUACUUUCCUAUAAUGAUUUAAUUUUUGUAUAAUUGAUUGACAGCGUACCAUGCUAAAUACUAAUCUGCUUUUGAUAUUAAUUAGCGUUUCCAUGUAGUUGAGGCAUAAUUCAGAAGCACAGUAAUUGUUUCGACAUUUAGCCCGACUGUUUUUCAGUCUUGGCAUCUCUUUCCAAACACACAAUGUUGAUAUAAUAAAUGAAAGUUUACAAUUUAUUUAUCCUUGUAAUAACGCAAUUAAAAUGCUCUGGAUUAUCUUUACAUCUAGAAUAUCAAGCCGUUUAUGUUUAGGUCCGUAGAUCAAAACAGUCUUGGAUGUCUUGGAGAGUUGUAAAUAUUGAUUCACAAUUAAUGAAAUUCGUCCCUUACGAACAUGUUGAAAGGCAACGGUCGAGGCAAGAAUCUCGUGAGACUUCUGCUAAAACACCUGUACAAAGCUAUGUCGCUCGACCAUUACCCCUUAACUUUUGUAUGAAACAUAGCGUGUGAAACAUUUACGUAUAAUUUUAUUCAAGCACUUAGGAAUUAUAAAGGAUAAUUAAGAAUUUAAUGGAAACUAUAAAAUAUCAAGAAAAAAAGCUUUUAAGCUAUUACAUAGCUUUCAUCGCGGGUUUUGAGCACGGCAACCGAACCAAGAAAUUCCGUAACGAAAAUAAAACCUAACAACCUCCACUCUGCCACCAUGUAGUUCGCGUUCAUACAUUCACAUGUUGUGCUUGUGUCGUGUUUGUGAAUAAGCGCGCGGGCGGCGUGACGUCGCACUGCAUGCGCGUCAUGAAAAGUCUGCCCAUCUCUUUCUUGCUCUCACUAAAAUACGAAUCAAUUCAAAUACAUAUCCACAGAUUUUUCUUUGGAUAUGCAAUGAACAUUUCAUUUGUUUCACAAUAAAGCUCAUUUCAAUCAGCUCUAUUUGUCUUUUUGGCUUUUGUGAAAACGGCUGUAUGAACUAUGUUCCCUUGGCCUAUCAAAUUAACGAAAUCUGAGUAAAUUCAUUUUAAUCUGCUGCUCAUAGAUUUAAUAGAUUAUUAAAUUCGAUUCUGCUUAAAUACACAAGUCUGUGAAUGAUGUUAUUAAAUUCAAUGUUUUAAGUUGUCUUAAUUUGAACUCACUUAAAUCGACAAAGAGAUAAUUAAUAGGUAGUACUUGAUACCAAUUUCUGUAAAUAACCACUCUGCAAUAAAAGUACUAUUGCAUGUUUACAAACCUACCUACUGUUAUGCUAAAUGUCUCUGACAUCAUCUAGAGUUUUUUGAAUGUAUACAAGCACAAUAGCAAGACAUAAAAUCACCGUUCAUCAAGUCAGCACCAGCGUUCAUUAUGACUACAGCUGCUAGACCCACUUUUGAUCCUGCAAGAGGUGGUCAAGGCCGAGGAGAGAAAGACUUAAGUGCUAUUUCUCGACAGUAUUCCAGCAGAGAUCUUCCUGGUCAUACGAAACUUAAAUACAGGGAAUCAGGUCAAGGGACAUCUGAGGAAUUACGCUCUCGUGAUUUUCGUAAGGAGUUGGAUGAUAGAGAAAAAGAUGUUAAAACUACGACUACAAAACGUACAAGUGAACCACAAGCAAAAAGAACUAAGGUUGAUCAAGUUCCUGCAGCAAGUCUUGAUGCUGAUGAUCCUCUUGAAGGCGAUUCCACUGACUCUGAUGAUUCAGAUGAUGAUACUGCUGCAUUGCUAGCAGAAUUAAACAGAAUUAAGAAGGAAAGGGCCAUUGAACAAGCUAAAAAAGAAGCUGAAAAGAAACAAGAAGAGGAAAGAAUUAGAAUGGAGAACAUAUUAUCGGGUAAUCCUUUACUCAACUACUCCGCUGCAGGACAGAAGAAUGACAUGAAGGUAAAAAGAAGAUGGGAUGAUGACGUUGUUUUCAAAAAUUGCGCUCGUUCUGAACCGGAAAAGAAACCUAAUACUUUUAUAAAUGACUCAUUAAGAUCAGAGUUCCAUAAGAAAUUUAUGGAAAAGUACGUGAAAUAGUAAAUCAUUAUUGAUAUUGUAAUUCUAAAUUUAAAGUUGUUAAAAGCGAUUCUAUACCUUAUUGUAAGCGGAAUAGUGAUAACGAAGUGGAAAUGCUACUAUGGAUAUUACAAACACGUAAAGAAAAGAUUGACGAAAACCAAUAUAAUUUUAGUAAAUAUUAUGAAAAAAAUGUCAUUUUGUUGUUUUGAAUAAAUUAUAUGAAAACAAA